Molecule: messenger RNA, 1622 nt
Organism: Chenopodium quinoa (quinoa)
Lineage: Eukaryota; Viridiplantae; Streptophyta; Magnoliopsida; Caryophyllales; Amaranthaceae
Product: laccase-7-like
Exons: 4
Coding region: 1-1392 (463 amino acids)
Molecular function (GO): oxidoreductase activity; copper ion binding
Source: RefSeq, a predicted model, not a curated record
AUGGAGGUGGAUCAGAGAACUCCCAAACCUAAGGGAGAGGUUCUGGAAGAAGCUCGAGAGAGUGCCGCCGAGGACAAGGAUGGAGACGCCGUGAUGCCCAGUGCUGAGGAAACUGCUAAUAUAUACUGUAAUUUAUGGGAUAGAAAUGUUGAUUACAAAAAUUUUGACAUAUAUGUUACAGGGGAGUGGUGGAAUGCUAAUGUACUCGAAGUUGAACAGCAAGGCUUGGCAACCGGAGCAGCACCUAAUAUAUCCGAUGCCUACACAAUCAAUGGUGAACCUGGUGAUCUUUACGCCUGCUCGAAAAACAAAAGCAGCAAGUUUGAGGUUGUCCAAGGAAAAACCUACUUACUACGCAUUAUCAAUGCUGCACUCAAUAACCAACACUUCUUCAAGGUAGCAAACCACAACAUGACAGUAGUAGCAAUCGACGCUGUUUACACCGUCCCCUACGAAACAGACGUGGUGGUGACCGGACCAGGCCAAACAGUUGACGUCCUCAUGACAGCCAACCAGCCUAUUUCCUCGUACUACGCGGCAGCCAAGCCAUAUGCAAGCGCACCUGGUGUACCAUUCGAUAACACUACUGCCACUGCAAUCUUUACCUAUGUUAACAGCACAAAUUCAACACCGAUAAUGCCUGCAUUACCGGCCUUCGACGACACCCCUAUGGCUCAUAGAUUUUAUUCUAAUCUAACCGGCCUUACCUCUGCUCGAUUCUGGGAGCCAACGAUAUUAGAUGUCGACGAGCAUAUGUUCAUGGCAAUUGGCCUAGGCUUAGUUUCGUGUGGAAAAAACACAAGUUGUUUAGGCCUUUUCAAUCAAAGUUUUGCUGCUAGUAUUAGCAACUUUUCUUUUCAGUUACCUACAAAGAUGUCCAUAUUAGAGGCGCAUUACUCCAAUGUCACAGGCGUGUACAAUGCCACGUUCCCGGACACGCCUCUUAUGCCAUUCGAUUAUACGAACCCCAACAACAGCCUGAACCAGAACUUGUUAAUGACCACGAAAUCGACUACUGUAAAGCGGGUUAAGUAUAACACUACGAUUGAGAUUGUGUUUCAGGACACUUCUUUGGUGGGUAUAGAGAAUCAUCCUAUGCACAUUCAUUGUUUUAAUUUUCAAGUACUUGCUCAAGGGUUUGGAAAUUAUGAUCCUAAUGUGGACCGUCGAAAGUUCAAUCUUGUUAAUCCGCAAAUCAGGAAUACCAUUGCUGUGCCUACUGGUGGUUGGGCUGUUGUUAGAUUCCGAGCUAACAAUCCGGGUGUAUGGAUAUUGCACUGCCAUCUAGAUGUUCAUCUAACAUGGGGUUUAGCUAUGGCUUUUAUUGUUGAUGAUGGCGGCACUCCGGAAACAACCUUACCGCCACCUCCUGCGGACUUGCCAAAGUGUUGAAAUCAAUAAUGUCCCUAAUUGCAUAUAUACCAUUUUCUUGGCAAAUGAUUCAUGCAAGACUUGGUCAUUCUUCACUGAUUGUUUAUGUUGCACACCAUCAAUUGUAUGUGUGUCCUUAUGCUUGUGUGUUACAUUGUAUAAUAAUUUAUUUUAUGUUGUAUACAUAUACGAGUGUAUAAAUAAAAAUUGUUACAGUCAAUAUAUAAUGUUUCAUUUUAAAGAGUUCAUAA